AUGCGAUGGAACCUUGUUACUCGUAAAAUUGAAGCCACAUAUACAGCUCAUCAAGCGAGCGUACUUUGUAUGCGUUAUGAUCCCAUUCGUGGCCUCAUCACUGGCUCCUCAGAUAAUUCUUGUUGGAUCUGGUCUCCCGAUCUGGUUCCCCUGAAGCGUCUUUCUGGGCACUCCCAGGGAGUACUUGAUGUGUGCUUUGUGGGAGACUUGUGCGUUAGCGCAUCGAGAGACCACUCGAUCCGUAUUUGGCGCGAUGGAGAAACAGAACGAAUUCUGAUGCACGCGGGACCCGUCAAUGCAGUCGCAUCAUUUGGUUCCACAUCCCUUGCAAGUGCCUCUGGUGACGGAAAACUUAAAAUAUGGGAUCUAGAGACUGGCGAAUGUCUGCGCACGAUGGAUCACGACCGUGGACUUGCAUGUAUAAAGGUCAAUGGCACAAGCAUAUACACCGGUGGUCAGGAUGGCAAAGUGCGAAUAUGGAAUGGACUGACGGGUGAAUGUUUGUCGGUGUUGAAAGGCCACACAGAUGUCAUCCGCUCUAUAGAUUGCUUGGGAGAUAAAAUUCUGACUGGAAGCUAUGAUUGUACAUUGCGUGUUUGGGACAGCAAUACUGGGCAGUGUCUACUUAGUUUUCAAAGUGGCCAUUCAAGCUGGAUCUUUAAUGUGCUAAUAAGUCGAUCACGAAUUCUAAGUGCGGGGCAAGACAAGAGAAUUAUGAUUCUUGACUUUAGUGAUGGACUAACCAUUGCUGACGGACCAUCCAAAUAG
This is a messenger RNA of Phycomyces blakesleeanus NRRL 1555(-), 768 nucleotides long. RefSeq lists its product as hypothetical. The transcript has 3 exons. NCBI's taxonomy places the organism in Eukaryota, Fungi, Mucoromycota, Mucoromycetes, Mucorales, Phycomycetaceae. The record is from RefSeq and is a predicted model, not a curated record. Gene Ontology annotation, molecular function: protein binding. The coding region runs from base 1 to 768 and encodes 255 amino acids.